Oncorhynchus keta (chum salmon) is the source of this 2425-nucleotide messenger RNA. RefSeq names its product transmembrane protein 175 (gene tmem175). The record is from RefSeq and is a predicted model, not a curated record. Lineage: Eukaryota; Metazoa; Chordata; Actinopteri; Salmoniformes; Salmonidae. Gene Ontology annotation, molecular function: proton channel activity; potassium ion leak channel activity. Gene Ontology annotation, cellular component: lysosome; endosome.
CUUUAAAUUAUGUAGUAGCCUUUUGGCCAACGCACAUGCGGAGUGUUUUUGUCACUUCCUGCCAGCUGCGUUAGGUUAAUCACUUCCUUGAAGAGCUCUGAUUUGAGGAUUCGUUUAUCUCAAAUCAUGCAUCUGCGCAAUACUUCCCAAGGCUGCCUUGCCAUUAAACGGGCUCUUCCGGUAUCUUCACGAUCUCAGCUGUCAUUCUUAUUUGCAAACAAAGAUCCCGUGCUCGGAUGUUUGCAGCUCCGCCGCCCGUCCACCCCGUUUAUCACUUGAAUCGUGCUGUUACCGGAUAAAAUGGGAGAAAACGGCGACACCGAGAUCAUAGAGCAUCACGUUGACGAGGAGAUGGAGAAGAAGAGGAUAUUAAGAAGUCAUGGCUCUUCGUUCAUGGAUAGUGUUACACCGUCGGAGAGGGAUGGACACAGUAGUACGCAGUCUUCCCACCGGCUGCUGGCAUACAGUGACGCGCUCAUCUCAAUCAUAGCCACUGUUAUGAUAUUACCUGUUGCACAUACAAAGGUCCAAGAUAACGAGGAAUUGAAGGAGAGUCUGCAGGUUCUGCUCACCACUAAGAUAGCUGUGUACCUGAUGACCUUCCUCAUAGUGACCGUAGCAUGGGCUGCUCAUAUCAGGUUAUUUCAAGUCAUUGAACGUAUUGAUGACUGCCUUGCACUUCUCAACCUAGCUUGUAUGAUGUUGAUCACCUUUCUGCCGUACACAUUCUCCCUCAUGGCGACGUUUCCUGAGAACAUCUUGGGAAUCCUCCUGUUCUGUGCCUGCGUCAUGGUGUUAGGCUUCAUUCAGGCUGUUAUAGUGGUGUACGGCUUCAGCCGUCCGUUCCUGCUCAACGACCAGAUCCAGGUGUCGGAGAACCAGGUGUUCUAUAAACAUCACAUCCUGAAGGUCAUCAUGAGGGUCCCCAUCAUGUGCUUCUUCGCCAGUAUCUUCUCAUUCAUCUUCUUUCAGAUGUCCUAUGUGAUCCUAGCCAUCGUAAUCUUCCUGCCUUACAUCUCCCAGUCUCUAAAAUGGUGCCGCAGCAAAGCUAUCGGCCAGGUGGAGGAGACCCCAGAUUCCAUGGUGUUUUACACGUAUCAUCCAAACGAACCCCUCAGCAAGGAGAGGGUGGAGGCCUUCAGCGACGGCGUGUUUGCCAUCGUAGCUACUCUCCUCAUCUUAGACAUAUGUGAGGACAAUGUCCCCGACCCAGUGAUGGUCCAGAAGCAGUAUGGUGGCAGUCUGGUGGCUGCCCUGCAGAACUAUGGUCCAGAGUACCUGGCCUACUUCGGCUCCUUCGCUACCGUGGCUCUCCUCUGGUUUGUCCAUCACUCUCUCUUCCUUCACGUCACCAGGACCACUCGUUUCAUGGGCCUCCUCAACACCUUCUCUCUGGCCUUCGUAGGGGGCCUGCCCUUGGCCUACCAGCUGACCCACGAGUUCCCCCGAACUCGCAACGAGCUGGAGGCCAUCCAGAUCAGCUGCAUCAUCAUCUUCUUCGCCGGCGUCUUCCAGCUCGCCAUCUGGGUGGCGGCGCUGUUCAGCGAACGCGAGACGCUACACCCUUAUGUGCGUUACGGCGGCCGUGAGCACGCCUUCAUGUUGGCCAAGCUGGCGCUGUACCCGUGCGUGGCCCUGGGGACCUUUUUCCUCACCUGUAUUCUCAGUCAAUUCAGCGCGUCUAUUUUCCACCUGAUGGAGAUUACGGUGCCGUUUGCUUUCCUGUUGCUGAGGCUGCUGGUCAGAGGCGGGUUGACGCUGCUCCGGCUCAUAUUCUGCCCGGAGACGAGGAGUGCUCUGGAGGAGGAGGAGGAGGAGGAAGAGGAGGCUAGGAUGCCCUUCAAUACCAUGGUCACUUAGUGGUUGUCAUUUAGCUCGAUGGUCAGUUUGCUCCGGGUCUGUAUUCACAAAUGUUGCAGAGUAGGAGUGCUGAUCUAGGCUCAGUUGACGGAUAUAUCAUAAUGUGUAUAUAAUGAAUAAGAUUGUAUGGACAAGUGGGUUCCUGAUCCUAGAUCAGCUUUGUGAAUACAGGUUCUGGGACUGGGGACGUGGUCUGUCGGACAGAUGUACAGUAGCUACAGCUCGUCUUGACCUCUGAAGGGAGAGUUUGAGGUCGAUUCCAUUUGAACUGCACAUUCAGUUUUGUAUUGAUGAGUCAUUUUCUUUUCAAAUUGGUUGUAAGUCAAGUGGUCGUUAAAGGAAAUAACACUGAGCCAGAGAGAAGUGGAGAGUACAACCAAUGUAAUUGACAGCCCUCCCAUUUUUAUAAUUUGUACCGUUGAGAAUCUAGUCUGUUUGUGCCAACAUUUGCACUCCAAACAUGUUUGGUGUGAGGAGGCACAGGGGGUCGUGUUAAGAGUUCAGAAAUCUGCAUUUUUAAACCAUUUCACCUGCGUUUUAAUAUUGAAAGUCAAGUUUAUUUGUU